Messenger RNA from Kockovaella imperatae, 1398 nucleotides. RefSeq names its product nucleotide-diphospho-sugar transferase. Gene Ontology annotation, cellular component: eukaryotic translation initiation factor 2B complex; guanyl-nucleotide exchange factor complex. The record is from RefSeq and is a predicted model, not a curated record. The transcript is spliced from 8 exons. The coding region runs from base 1 to 1398 and encodes 465 amino acids. NCBI's taxonomy places the organism in Eukaryota, Fungi, Basidiomycota, Tremellomycetes, Tremellales, Cuniculitremaceae. Gene Ontology annotation, biological process: cytoplasmic translational initiation; biosynthetic process. Gene Ontology annotation, molecular function: translation initiation factor activity; guanyl-nucleotide exchange factor activity.
AUGGACAUCUCAGGGCCAUCCAAGCGGAGAGCUAUCGACACGAUUCCUUUCACUGCGGUCGUACUCGUAGGCUACGGUGAAAACUUGUACCCGCUGAAUGAAGGUCCAAAUGUCCCUUCGAAAGCCAUGAUGCCAGUGGGCAAUGUGCCCAUCAUCAAUCACGUACUCGACUGGGUCCUAGCGUCUGGAGUGAUGGACAUCCUUCUUCUCGUUCCGCCUAAAGACCAUGAUUCAAUAUCGAACCAUUUGACAGAAAACUAUUCUCGCUCAACUCAUGCUCGUGCUCGGAUUCAGCUCAAGAGACAUUCGGACGGAGAAGGGAACGAGGGCUCUGGAACUGCUGGUGUUCUCAAACGAUUCAGACAUCUUAUCAAGUCUGACUUUGUUCUCCUCCCGUGCGACAUUUAUCCACCGCGGAAUCUGUCCCUAUCUUCCAUCCUGGAUCGUCAUCUGGCUUCCGCCUCUUCUGUUCUCACCGCUGUACUAUAUGAGCCUGCUCCAGCCGUCAAGGAUAGUGAAGAAAAGAUUCUCGUAGCGAUGGAUCAAGCGAAAGGUCACCUUUUCAUGAUUCAAUCUUUGGAGGCUCUGGAAGAGGACGUGAAUCUCCGCAUGUCAUUGAUUGAGAGGCCUCAUUUGACCCUCACCACCCGAUACCUCGAUGCCCACAUCUACGUCUUCCGCAGAACAGUCCUCGACCUCAUCGCCUCACGUCCGCCCCGAGAUCUCGAUAGCAUGCGAGAACAAAUCGUUCCAUGGCUUCUCAAAGGUAGCUGGCAGAAGGGCUUACAGUCGGAGUGGAAUAAUAUCCUCAACCCAAAACGUGAUCUCUUCGCAAAAGCUCUCUUUUACGCUUCCGCUUCAAAACCCCUCGACAUUUCACUUCCAUCGUCGCCUGACCCUGAUGGACAGCCACCCCACUCAACGAGACCGUGGCACUGUCAGACCAUCUUAGUCUCGGGCAAACAGGGUGAUCACUUGAUCCGGAUCAAUUCGCUCGCAGGUUACUGGGAGCUGAAUCGCAAACUCAUUCGGCACCUGUCUGCGCUCACUCCUUCUCGAACGACGACACCAAUGCCAAAUGCCAUAUCGUCCUCGGCUCAGAUCUCACCAGACUCCGUGAUCGGGGAAGGUUCGACCGUCGGUGAUCGUGCAAGUUUGAAGAAAUGCAUCGUCGGUCGACACUGUCACAUCGCGCGUGGUGUGAAAUUGACCGGUUGUGUGGUUUGGGACUUUGUCACCAUUGAAGAAAAUGCUCGCAUUGAGAACGCCAUCUUGAGCUCUCACGUACGUGUAGGAGACAAGGCAGCAAUCAAGGAUUGCGAGUUUGGUCCAGGAUUUGAAGCACCUUCAGGAGCUAUUCUCAAAGGGGAGAGACUGAUUUCUGGGCAGGAGGCAUGA